Molecule: messenger RNA, 975 nt
Organism: Dentiscutata erythropus
Lineage: Eukaryota; Fungi; Glomeromycota; Glomeromycetes; Diversisporales; Gigasporaceae
Source: the annotation of a GenBank genome assembly
AUGAAUAACUUGUACAAACAUGCUUUAAAACAAGAGCAAGUUCUUCGACAAGAUUUAGCAAAGUUUGAAAAUGGAGAGGACGUUUCUGUUGGAAUACAAGGUCAGAUAUCGGUUGGUCUUACUUCAUUAAAACGAACGAUUGAUGAUUACGAUGGCUUGGCCAAGAGAGAAAUUAUACUUGUAAAGCAAGAGAAAGCUUUGGUUAAUGUAUGCAAGUUAAGAGAUGAUUAUAACGAAUUGAAGAGUCAGUUUGAUAGGCUGAAACAACGAGAAGCGAAUAAGAUGGCUCAAAAUAGCAGGGCAGAGUUGUUGGAACGAAGACAUAAUACAUCUACACCGGAAUAUCCUUUUCAACAUGGUUCAUCCAGAGAACAGCAUGCACUUCGAGAGCAUGACUUUCUUAAUGAAACCGAUUCAAAACUUGAUGAAUUCAUAGCACAUGGAAGAGAAGUGUUAUAUAAUAUGUAUGACCAGAAUAAUACUUUAAAGAGCGCUCAACGAAAGAUGCUUGAUGCAGCAAAUACUCUUGGGUUAUCACGUAACGUUAUUCAAUAUAUAGAACGUAGAUCAACCCAGGAUAAAUGGAUUUUUCUAGGUGGUGUAAUUCUUACUUUAUUUUCUAUGUGGGCUAUUCAAAAGAUGGAUCCUAUAAAAUCUAGAGGUCGUCCACCAAAAGCUGGAAGUAAAGGAGCAUUUACAAAAGACAUACGACUUUUAAUGUAUGGGUUUGGCGACGAAGCUAAUCCAGCAGCCGAUUCAAUAAACGUGAUGGAGGAACUUGUUACUGAUUAUAUUACCGAAAUGUGCCAUAAAGCAUCUGAUGUUGCAAAAGAUCGCAAAGUCACCGUUGAUGAUUUCAAAUUUAUUUUACGGAAUGAUUCAAAAAAAUUGGCCAGAGUUGAAGAAUUAUUGCAUAUGGAGCAAGAGAUCAAGAAAGCUAGACAAAAUUUCGAUGUUAAAGAUAUUGAUGAAUAA